Larimichthys crocea (large yellow croaker) is the source of this 1136-nucleotide messenger RNA. It is a transcript of the gene ora4, whose product is annotated as olfactory receptor class A related 4. Lineage: Eukaryota; Metazoa; Chordata; Actinopteri; Sciaenidae. The record is from RefSeq and is a predicted model, not a curated record. Gene Ontology annotation, molecular function: G protein-coupled receptor activity. The transcript has 2 exons. Gene Ontology annotation, biological process: G protein-coupled receptor signaling pathway. Gene Ontology annotation, cellular component: membrane. Bases 1 to 1110 code for a protein of 369 amino acids.
AUGUCAGAGGUUCUGACCGUAGACGCUAUUUUAUUUGGACUUUUGGUCUUUUCUGGCAUCCUGGGAAACAUCUUGGUCAUCCAUGUGGUGCUUCUGUCGGCCGUUGAGAGUCCGUCUCGGAGACUUGCUCCCUCUGACACCAUUCUGGUGCACUUGUCACUCGCCAACCUUCUGACCUCACUUUUCCGCACAGUGCCCAUCUUUGUGUCAGACCUGGGCUUGGAUGUGACUCUGUCUCCGGGCUGGUGUCGAGUGUUCAUGCUGCUGUGGGUGUGGUGGCGAGCUGUGGGCUGUUGGGUGACUCUUGCGCUUAGUCUCUUCCAUUGCACUACGCUGAGGCGACAGCAUGUGACAUUUGGACCUCUCGCACAGCAGAGGGAGAGGCGGCGAGUUUGGAUCACUCUGGCAGUUGUGUGGGGGGCAAACCUGGUCUUCUCAAUACCAGCUCUCGUGUAUAGCACUCAUGUGCAUGGCAACGCCACUGUGGAGCUGAUGGUGAUCAGCUGCACCACCAGGCCUCUGCUGGGCUGUAUCUGGGAGUUCCCCUCCAUCGAGCAGGGUUCAGCAUUUGCCUCCACCUCGCUGGCACUCAAUGAGGUGUUGCCACUGGUGCUGAUGGUUGGCACUAACCUGGCUACACUUCAUGCUCUGGCAAAACACAUCCGAGCUGUUACCUCAGGUGGAGAGUCGGGGGGAACCCACGGGGAGCUGGACAAACAUGUGUCCACUGAACGGAAAGCAGCUCACGUAAUCAUGUCGCUAGUGUCUCUCUUCGUGGUCUGCUGGGCGCUACAGGUUGCUGCAGUGACAUACUACAACCAUGAUGGGGGACACCACGCCGAAGGGCUGCUGACUGUGUCCCAUUUCUCUGCGUCAUUGUUCGUGGGAUUUAGUCCCAUGGUGGUGGCCCUGGGACAUGGCAAGCUAAGGAGGCGAAUCAUUAGUAUGAUACUGGCGUGGUCUAAAAUUCUUAAGUGUCACAAGAAGGAUGCCCAAGAGGGGGGUAAAUCCCCAAAGACUGAAGGAAAGAGAGGAAAACAAACAAUAUUUGUUGUUCAAAAAGAUUGCAAAGUCAUAAAAGUGGAGGAGAAAGUUAAAAGAAACAAAUGAUGAUGAAAAGUGUGACUGCAGUGAGA